ACCACAUCCAAGCUGGACACGCCUUUCAGAGGAGUUCCUUGUGGAAGCAUCAGGAGCCAUAAGUGCCUCUGGGACCACAAGGAUGAAUCUUGUAUGAAGAAAGGCCUGAAAAGAGCGGCUCACAACACAGUCACCUGUGCCCUCCAAUACUGUGUCUCAUAGUACAUAGUAUUAGUUUCAGAGCAGCGUAUCUUUGCCGCAGCGUGGACUCCAUGUUUGUUUACACUCCUUGGUCUGUGCCGACCGAAAGUUUCAGAUGAAACACCGUUUGUGUGUGUGACAGGCCGCAGCCAAGAUAUCCACGAUUUUCAGGCAAACGAUGGAAAAAGUUGACGGAAAAAGUGCGUGUGACACACCGCCUGGAGGCGUGAAAACAACUUUAUAGGAAUCACUUUCUUGCGAUAAGGAGGAGGAGAGGGAGGAAGAACAGGAAGAAAAAGAUACGUAUAUUAGAAAAUACUUUAAUGAAAAAAAAAUAUAAAGAUUAGAGAGGAAGUGGAGCAGGAGGAUCCAAGAGAAAGAGAAAUUAAUGAUGCUGAAGAGCGGCAAGUCCUGGGGCUACUACAUGGGGCACUCCUACCCCCCCCCCCCCGGCGCCCCCCAGCCCAAUUCAGUAAUCGCCCCCAUCCCCCGAGGACCCCGCUCCCCCUAUCCGCGAGCCGCACGGAGACACGGACGCAAGGGCACCCCUCACUGUCACUCCCUGCCAGGACGCACGAACACACACAUACGCGCAUACUCCACCAUCUGGAUGAGGGAGCACAACUGUGUGUGUGACGAGCUGCUCAAGACUCACCCAAAUCUUGGGAUGACAACUGCCUCUACCAGACUGUCCGCCUUACUGUCAUCAUUGUCAUCAGUGAGGAGAGAGAGGGAGAGAGAGAGAGAGAGAGAGCUGACAUCAAGGAACCACACACACGCUCUCUACCCAGUGCUGGAGGAGGUGAAUGAAAACGGCCGCCAGCUGAGGUUCCAGGGGCUCUACACGUACCGCAGGAGGUUUAGCAUGCAGCCCUUCACCUCCUUCCUUGACCUGGCUGGUGACCCCAAACUGGCGGCUGACCUGGAGCACUUCUGCAGGGACAUAGAGGCUGUGGAGUACUAUGUCAGUCUUGUCACGGCACGCCCCGGCCCCUCGGUCACCCUGCCGUCCACGGUCAGUUUGGGAGGCCCCUGGAGUGUGAAGGGGCUUGUGGCUGCCCAUUUACAGCCCUAAUUACUGGAAGUCCUCCACUU
Scylla paramamosain (green mud crab) is the source of this 1236-nucleotide messenger RNA. RefSeq lists its product as uncharacterized. Gene Ontology annotation, cellular component: neuron projection; cytoplasm. Lineage: Eukaryota; Metazoa; Arthropoda; Malacostraca; Decapoda; Portunidae. Bases 530 to 1216 code for a protein of 228 amino acids. The record is from RefSeq and is a predicted model, not a curated record. Gene Ontology annotation, biological process: cyclooxygenase pathway; response to oxidative stress. The transcript has 6 exons. Gene Ontology annotation, molecular function: oxidoreductase activity, acting on single donors with incorporation of molecular oxygen, incorporation of two atoms of oxygen; peroxidase activity; heme binding.